AUGUUAGAUCAGAGGGUGAUUUCGCUUGCUCCAGAGGGGGAUUCCGGCGAGGCUCCUCGUGCCAGAAGACCCCCUCGCUUACGGAGAGCCCUCCAGCGGUUGCUUGCUGAAGACAUCGAACGGACGAGAGUUGAAAAACCGAGCCGCAGCCCACCGCCAACUCAAGGAAUAUUUGCAACUCCUGAGAACGAUUCUUUCCGUCGAUCGUACUCCUACAGCGACUUGGAUCACACAGCGCAAGAUAUCAGGCUGGUUCGUGUCUUCAAAGACUGUCACUGCAACUUGAUCCAGUGCGAGUUCCUCCCGCAGUCAAGCCUUCAAGAAGCGAGUGGAAGGUAUCACACUCUAUCUUAUUGUGCAGGCGACCCGUUGAAAACGAAACCUAUCCUCUUAGAAGGUGUCCAGUUCAAUGUAUUUUCCAACCUAUAUCACGCCCUAGAGAAGACUCUAGCAAUUUGGAAUCCGGGAGGAGAAUGCAUCCUCUGGAUCGAUCAAAUUUGCAUCAAUCAGCACAAUGACGCUGAACGGUCUCACCAGGUCGGCUUCAUGCGGGAUAUUUACACCAACUCCCGAGGAACCUUCAUAUCGCUUUCAACGGCCGAUACAGGUGGGACUGGCCCAAACGGACUGGACUGGCUGAAAGAAUUUGACGAGGCCUAUGAAGCGUAUCGACGGGGUGGCGCCAAGCACAAGGUGUUGUUCGACAUAUCAAGCGCAUUCCGAUCCCCGCGCAACAUCGUCCAGCACAUCUUACAAGAAAAUCUUUCAAGUCCCGCUUUCAUGGAAGGUUGGGCUUCUUUCUAUGAUUUCGUUCAGUGUCCUUGGUGGAGACGCGCCUGGAUACAUCAAGAGUUCAUAUGCUCACCCAAGGCCAUCUUCAUGUACCACGACAGCACUAUUUUGUCCUCGCGCACUUCCUUCCUCUUACUCCUCUGCCAAGUCUUGCAGGACUUUCGAAUAGACGACUACUUCUACCAUCUGGCGACGAGAUAUAGGGCUAGAGCGACGAAGGGCGAUAGAGAUCGCCUGAUAGAGGUGUACAAGAGAAACAUGCAUGCCUCCGACUCGCUUAAGGCUAUAGAGCUGCUACUAAACAGUAAAACGACUUGGAGGGGUGAUGAGGACCUUAAGAAGGUCCUAGCUGGGUCUCGACACUGCAGAAGCUCUGAUCCCAGAGACCGAGUCUUUGCUUUCUUAGGACUGGCGCACCCUGGAUAUGAUGUCGAAACCAAUUAUGGCAAGUCCAACACCCUCGAUGCCAUUAUCUUGCAUACGGCCAAGAAAAUUUUCGAAUUUGAGAGAGACCUGGAGAUUCUGGCCUUCGCCGUCAGAACGACCAAGGCAAGGCUGGGCGUAUUACCGUCUUGGGUGCCAGAUUGGGCGUCAACUGAGAUUUUAGAGGAUGGCCACUUCGCAGAGCUUCCAGGGCAGGACAAACAAUUCCGGCAUGACGCUAUCGGUUCAUCUGUUAUCCAGCUCUCUCCUGACGCCAAUAACGUCGUUCUACGAGUCCGAGGCCUGCAUAUAGAUACCCUGGAACGACAUCUACCUGUAUGGGCCAACGCUUUUUACGACGCAGCUUUCGUGACAAUUCGUGGCCAUACAGUUCGAAGCAGAUCUUUUGCGCAGGAAGGAGACGAGCUCUGGAUGCUCAUGGGCUCAAAAUGGCCUUUCGUUCUCCGGCCAUGUGCAAAUGGAUACAUGGUCAUAAGCGAGGCAGAGAAUAUCGACCUGUCAGCAAGGCCGGCGGAGAAGAUACACUCUGAUGAGAUUCUGAGCCGUAUGAGAAAGGGACUUGAAAGAUUACGUAUCAUCUACCUUUGUUGA
Messenger RNA from Fusarium keratoplasticum, 1827 nucleotides. Its product is annotated as HET domain-containing protein. The coding region runs from base 1 to 1827 and encodes 608 amino acids. The record is from RefSeq and is a predicted model, not a curated record. The transcript has a single exon. Lineage: Eukaryota; Fungi; Ascomycota; Sordariomycetes; Hypocreales; Nectriaceae.